Messenger RNA from Zerene cesonia (dogface butterfly), 2631 nucleotides. Its product is annotated as L-asparaginase 1. Gene Ontology annotation, biological process: amino acid metabolic process. The record is from RefSeq and is a predicted model, not a curated record. Gene Ontology annotation, molecular function: protein binding; asparaginase activity. Bases 486 to 2411 code for a protein of 641 amino acids. The transcript is spliced from 13 exons. NCBI's taxonomy places the organism in Eukaryota, Metazoa, Arthropoda, Insecta, Lepidoptera, Pieridae.
AAAACAGUAAUUACUAACAUCUACAAUUUUAAAUAGACGGAUUGAUCCGAGACAAACCUUAUGGUAUUAAUUCUAUUUCUUCCGAAUGAGGGUUGGUCAUUAUUGUACAUAUUCAUAUAAAAUAUCAAUUCUCAUUAUUACUAAUAAGUCUAUCUCGCAAGCAUUUCUCACAGAAAAUAGCACAGCAGCAUAUAAAUACAGCUAUUGACAAUACCAAUUCGAUGUUUAUAAAUGAACUGUGAAAGAUUGAUACAUUGCUUUACAUAUCGCAUUAUUACAAUUACGAGUUCCUUUAUUGCCAGCAAUGGAUUUCGCACUAUAUGACACGAUUGCGACGGAGAACGAUAUCUGCCACAGCGCGACUCACGCGACAUAAGGUCGUUCAUUCCUUUUCUCGACACUCAGCAUCUGCCAGUUGAAAUUGCUUAUACAUUUCGUUUAUUACGUUCCGUGAAAAUUGAUAUAAAGAGUAACAAACGGUUGUGAUGGAAAACGCGGUUUCCGAUCGGAACAACGAGGUGACGCUAUUAAAUAACCUCAAAAAUGGUGAUAAUUCAGAUGUGAAUACGACAAGUUUAAAAGUGGCGGCUAAAGUGAAAAAAGCUAGGAGUUUUAUGGAGUUAUCCGUUAGCACUUCGCACUCUGUUAAAUCUUUGGGCCGGAAUGAUAGGCGUGUGUUGGUUAUUUAUACUGGUGGAACGAUAGGCAUGGUGAAGAAUAAGGAAGGAGUUUUAAUACCACAGAAGGGAGCUUUCGAGAAUCUAAUCAGAGGGUAUCCGCAACUGCACGACAAUGUAUACUGGAGACACAGAUUGAGUGACGCUGAUUUUGAAACAUCGUUUUUAGUAUUACCAGAGGCGAAAGAGAUCGAUUUAAGGAUAUGUUACAAAAUCAUAGAGUACGAAACUCUCUUGGACUCUUCUAACAUGACUGAGGUGGAAUGGAUCCGUAUAGCGGAAGAUAUUAUGAAAUACUAUGGCGAGUAUGAUGGGUUCGUGGUUCUACAUGGUACAGACACAUUGUCCUAUACUGCUUCUGCGCUGUCAUUCAUGUUCGAGAACAUUGGGAAAUGUAUCGUCCUAACUGGAUCUCAGAUACCAAUAUUUGAGCCCCGGAGUGACGGGGCGGAUAACUUCGUAUCGUCGCUAUUGAUUGCCGGUGGAUUGAAUAUACCUGAAGUGACGGUGUUCUUCAGCAGCAAGUUGUUCCGGGGCAAUAGGACCCGCAAAGUAUCGGUGAAUAACUUAUAUGCGUUCGACUCGCCAAACUGCGUGCCCCUAGUGGAAGUGGGGAUCGACUUCGAGGUGAACAAGAAAGCGAUAUUCAAGCCGAGCACCAUAGAGAAGUGCCACUUGCACGCAAAAAUGUCCAAAAACGUUGGUCUACUGAGGAUAUUCCCUAGUAUCAGCUCCUCGGUUAUAAGAGCUUUCUGUCAGCCGCCUAUUGAGGGUGUGGUUCUGGAAAGCUACGGUUCGGGUAACAUACCGUCGAACCGUGAUGUGUUGGAGGAAAUAGUCGCGGCGGUGAAGCGCGGCGUUAUUGUAGUCAACAUAACACAGUGUAACCGCGGCGCUGUCGCUUCGCCGAUAUACGAGAGCGGACGGUUGCUCUCAGAGUGCGGUGUUGUAUCAGGCUUCGACAUGACUCCGGAGGCGGCGCUGACCAAACUCUCCUAUGUGCUGUCCAAAACUGAACUGAGUUAUCAAGAAAAGGUUGAGAUGAUGAUGACUAAUAUAAGAGGAGAAUUAACUAAUACCUCGUCGAUAUCCAUAGAGGAUAAUACACUGAUAGACGCACUGGCAUCGAGUCUUAACAUCCAGUCCCCAAAAGUGCUGAUAGAAAUUACGGAGAAAGUCUUCAGCGCUUUAUUGUUGUAUGCAAUUGAACACGAUGACGCUAGAGCUGUGAAGAAAAUGCUUGAUAUGGGAGCGGAUGUGAACGCACAGAACUCGGAAGGUCGAACUGUCCUCCACGAAGCUAUUAUAAAAGGAAACCUCUCCAUCAUCGAAUAUUUGCUGAAGAAUGGCGCGAAUGUUCAUUUAAAAACCCGCUGCGGCGUGUCCCCCCUCCUGACCGCGAUCCAGCACGACAACCACGCGGCCAUCCAGCUGCUGCUGCAGUGUGGGGCGCAGCUGGGCCACACGCCGGUGCGCGAGCUGGUGUCGCUGGCGGCGCGCUCGGGGCUCGCGCCUCGCCUGCGGACCCUCCGCCUGGCGGGAGUGGACCUGGACACCAGGGACGAGCUGGGGCAUACGGCCCUGCAUGAGGCGGUCCUAUGCAACCAUCCAGACACAGUGCGGUAUUUACUGGACAAUGGGGCAAAUAAGGAUAUAAGGGAUGUCCUAGGGUUCACCCCCUUGGACUGUGCUGAGAAACUCAACUCUAAAGUUAUUAUAUCUAUGUUAAAAUGAAAUAUUUCAAUGUAUUGAAUUAGUACAAACAAUUUCAUGAAAAUUGCUUAGAGGUUUGAUUACAAAAAGUGAUAAAAGAAGUCAUUUAGAGAUUUAUAUUUAUUUAUAUAGAAAAUAGCAAGAGAUAAUGGGUAUGGAAAUCAUCAUCAUCAUCAUCAUCACCAUUACCAUCACCAUCACCACCACCAUCACCAUCAUCAUUAUCAUUGUCAUUAUCGUC